UUGCUUAUAUGCACAGUUUUUAGAACGUGCGUAAUAGCAACAAAUGUGGCUGAAACAUCGCUUACAAUACCAGCUGUACGAUAUGUUGUUGAUAGCGGCCGGGAAAAAUGCCGAUUCUACGACCCAGUAACGGGCGUCUCACAAUUCCGUGUGACCUGGAUCUCCCAAGCAUCAGCUGAUCAACGAGCUGGCCGUGCCGGUCGUGUUCAAGCUGGUGAUGUUUACAGGUUGUAUUCUUCGGCAGUUUAUUCUGAUUUUGAAAAAUUUACCCCUCCGGAGAUACUGACAAAGCCGAUUGAUCAGCUUGUGCUUCAUCUGAAAUCCAUGAACAUCAUUAAGAAAGAAGCGCGAAUUAAUGGAUUGGGCAAAACACUUGCUAUUUUCCCGCUCUCUCCGGCUUUUGCGAAAAUGCUUGUUAUGGCCAAUCAGCAUUCGCUGCUGGCUUAUACUUGUUGCCUUGUUGCUGCACUUUCGGUGCGUGAACCAUUGAUACCACUGUACUCGAUAAGGGGUGAAAACCCUCAGCAAACACAAACGCUUAUGCUGGAAUCGUUGAAGCAGCGAUUCUCAUUCUGCCCUCUUGGACAAGCUCGUAAUUUCGGUGAUCUUGCCGUACUUAUGCGAGUUGUUUUGGCUGCCGAAGCAGCAAAAGGUUCGGAAGAAGAAUGUAGGCGCUUAGGAAUUCGUCCAAAAGCACUUAUUGAAAUUCGAAAAUUGCGACAACAGUUAACCAAAAUAAUAAAUACGAAAUGUAUGCAACAGCAGAAGCCGCUUGAAUUAUGUUUGGAUUUAAAGUCACCAUCGGAUCAUGAAUUUUCGAUGUUGAGACAGAUUUUAACAGCUUCAUUGACGGAUAAUAUUGCUCGACGAGUGGAUCCUGUAACGGUCGAGAGUGCACCGAAAGGUGCAUACGAAUGUCAAAAAUUAAAGAGGAAGGAUAAGAAAUGUAUGCAAAAUGUGAUGUCCGUUGAAGAAAGCUGGUAUGAUCCGGAAUCUGAUAAUGUUGUUGUUUGCAUGGACUGUACAUUCAGCGAUCGACGCUGGCCUCUGGGCAAAGUUGAGCAGCCAUUGCCUCUCAAUAUUCUUCUGUACCGAUAUUUCGCGCAAUUUUUCCUGGAUGGUGCACAGUCGAGCACGUUUACUGGAUAUCUGGAAAAGCAGGAGCGAAUUUUUGUUGGACGAAUAUCUCGAGUGGCUUCCGCACUUCCUGCAUGA
Molecule: messenger RNA, 1215 nt
Organism: Gongylonema pulchrum
Lineage: Eukaryota; Metazoa; Nematoda; Chromadorea; Rhabditida; Gongylonematidae
Source: the annotation of a GenBank genome assembly